AUGCGGAAACGAGAACAAGUAGACGUCGAUCUCGUAGCCCAAUACGCCGUAGUUCCCGAGGCAGAACAAGUCGCUGUAUGGAUGAAUAUCAAACUCCCAACACCUCGAAAAGUCCGAUUCUGCCGUGUGGGCAGCACGACGUCGUGCCACGCGAACAGCGCGAUGGACGCUCGUGCAGUCGCCGCGACGGUGUGCUGCGCAGACAGCGCGAUGGGCGCUCACGCAGCCGCCGCGAUGAUGUGCUGCGCGGACAGCGCGAUGGGCGCUCACGCAGCCGCCGCGAUGAUGUGCUGCGCGGACAGCGCGAUGGACGCUCGUGCAGCCGCCGCGACGAUGUGCUGCGCAGACAGCGCGAUGGGCGCUCACGCAGCCGCCGCGAUGAUGUGCUGCGCGGACAACGCGAUGGACGCUCGUGCAGCCGCCGCGACGAUGUGCUGCGCGGACAGCGCGACGGGCGCUCACGCAGCCGCCGCGACGAUGUGCCGCGCGGACAACGCGAUGGACGCUCGUGCAGCCGCCGCGACGAUGUGCUGCGCGGACAGCGCGACGGGCGCUCACGCAGCCGCCGCGACGAUGUGCCACGCGAACAGCGCGAUGGACGCUCGUGCAGCCGCCGCGACGAUGUGCUGCGUGGACAGCGCGAUAGGCGCGAGCAAUCACGCGUUCAACAUAGUCUGCGCACUUUCCAGCAGCAGCAGUCGCAGCUACGACCUGCGUAACCAGCAUAUCUCCAAAAGCGAAGCCAUGAAGAAUCUGGGUGAGUCUUCCAAUUCAUCUCUUAAUGUUGAUCAAAUUACUCAAAUUGCGCAUGUUCUAAAGUCUAUGAACCGGUGUCCCCCCGUCGCGGGCUGCGCCCGCGACGUGACGACAACCACGACAGAGGAGGCCGUCCGACUUUGCUCCGCCCCCCCGCCGCCGCGCCGCUACCUCGGCUCACACGUCCGCUCCCGCGCAACGCAAACCGAAUCGACGAAAUUUCUACGCGAUCUCCAACGGAAAAUAGAACAGCUGGAGAGGGAGAUCAUCUACCUGAGAGCGAGCCAACUUCGAGGCUCUCCAUACUCUCGGGACUACUUCACUUCCGACGCGACAGUCUGCUACUACCACAAAAAAAUCGGAGCAGAGGCGCGCAAAUGCCACCCUCCAUGCGCAUGGGAGCUUGAAGAGGGAGCAGAGGGACGCCGCCCGCACCACAGACGGAGGAGUAUGUCGACGUAA
Molecule: messenger RNA, 1218 nt
Organism: Pectinophora gossypiella (pink bollworm)
Lineage: Eukaryota; Metazoa; Arthropoda; Insecta; Lepidoptera; Gelechiidae
Exons: 3
Coding region: 1-1218 (405 amino acids)
Source: RefSeq, a predicted model, not a curated record